AUGGUGAAACGAAAACUCGGUGCGCUCGAGAAAGUGGACGCCGACCUCGCGAACCUGCAGAACAAAAUCAAGCGCGAUCCGAAAUCCUACCACACCGACUUCCUCUACCAACACGUCCAAUAUGAGAACCAACGGCAGAUCUUCAUGCAGGCGCCGACGUCGGCAUCCGACAGCGGCGUAAUAUCAUUCCGCGAGCUGAUCGAGUUCGUAGCGCACGUAUCAGACUGCUACAAAGAAGAAACACGAGAAUUUCCAGGCCAAUUGAUCGAGAUCUUGACGACGCACCACGCAACAUUGGAACCCGAACUGCGGGAGAAGAUUGUAGGCAGUCUAGUGCUCCUGCGAAGAAAAGACAUCAUCGACUCACACACCCUGCACCAAUGUCUAUUCCCGAUCCUGAUUUCGACGCCGAGCAAGUCUUUGCGCGCUCUCCUCUUCCAAAAAAUCAUCAGCGACCUGCGCACGGCGAAUGCCAAAACCAUCAAUCACAAACUAAACCGCAGCGUACAAACGACACUACACAACCUCGUCACGGACGACCGGUCCUCCACAAAAGCGUUAUGGGCGAUCAAGAUCACGCGCGAGAUGUGGAAACGGCAGAUCUGGACGGAUUCCAAGGCGGUCGAGAUCAUGAAAGAGGCGGCCCUAAGCGACAAUGAGAAAUGUGUUAUUGGAGGUGUACGGUUUUUUCUCGGUGGCGACAAGGAGCGAGAAGAAUUACUGGAAGACGAGAGUUCCGACGAAGACACUAUUGAUCUAGGCAAGCUGAAGCACCAGAUUGGAAUCAACAAGAAGAGCAAAAAAGCAGAGCGCAAACUCGAAAAGGCCGCCGCCACCAUCAAGAAAAAAGAAAAGAAAAAGGGUCAACCGCAUCCUCUCAAUUUUUCGGCUUUGCAUCUCCUGCAUGACCCGCAGGGGUUUGCGGAAUCCUUGUUCUCCAAACAUCUGCAGAGCAGCAAGACAAAAUUGAAUCUCGAACAGAGAUUGUUGGUGUUGCAGCUGGUGUCGAGGUUGAUCGGCUUGCAUAAGUUGACCGUGCUCAGCUUCUACUCUUACUUUCUGAAAUAUUUGACACCCCGCCAACCGUCCGUCACUUCUUUCCUCGCCUCCCUGGCGCAAGCGACACAUAACUUGGUCCCUCCCGACGACCUAGAACCACUAAUUCAAAAAAUUGCCAACGAAUUUGUCUCCGAAGCCGCAGCCGGCGAGGUCGCUGCAGCAGGGUUGAAUGCCAUUCGGGAGAUUUGCGUGCGUCAGCCGUUAGCCAUGAACGACACACUAUUACAAGAUCUGGUGAUGUACCGAAAAUCCAAAGACAAGGGCGUCAUGAUGGCCGCGAAGGGACUAUUAGGUCUGUAUAGACAAGUCGGGGCGGAAAUGCUGAAGAAGCGCGACCGAGGCCGUGACGCCACGCUAGGUUUAAGGGCCGGCGAACAGAAACAGCAACGGUUCGGCGAAGAGGCGAUUGGUGAAAUUGAGGGUUUGGGCCUACUAGAGCAGUGGAAGCAGGAAGAGAGGCGGAGAAAGAGACUCGAAAAGGGACUUGACCCGGACGCUUCCGACGCAGACGAGGACGAAGACGAAGAUGACGAAGAGGACUGGAAUGCAUGGGACGUGGAAGAAGAUGACAGCGACGAUUCAGGCGGCUGGAUCAAUGUGGAAAGUGACGACGAGAUCGUAAUCAGCGACAGCGAAGACGAGAAACCGUCUGCGAAGAAAGUAAAAGCUGACGACAAAGACAACGACAAACAAGACGGUGACGAAAGCCAGACGGGUACGACUACAACGAAGCCAAGAUCAGGAUCAACCUCAAUCUCAAAACUCGCCACAACCCGCAUCCUCACCCCCGCCGAUCUCGCCAAACUCCAAGAACUGCGCACCACGGCAUCCGUGUCCUCAUUACUAGGCAACAAAGACCACAAGGCUCAUCACGUCAGCGCCUCCCGCGCAGCAGCUGCGCAAACCAAUGCCCAACGCCACAUCGACGACCCAUUGACCGCGGCCGAAAUCGAAGGUCUAGCAUCCCUAUCUCGCGGCAAAGCCACUCGAGCCCAGAAAUUAGCACUUCUACAAGAACACAAGGAAGAUCGCGAAGACCAUAAAUCCAAGGCGGCAAGAAAGAAAGAACGCAAAGAGAGCGAAGGGAAGAGUACCACCAACAAGGAAAAAGCGAGGAAAAAGAAUUUCCUCAUGACGCUGGGGAAAGCAAAGUCGAAGGGGAAGAGGAGUUUGGUUGAGCAUCGGAAGAUUUUGAAGAUGCAUGCUGAGAGGGCGAAGAAGGGUGGAAAGAGGGGGAAUAGGGGUUGA
Messenger RNA from Exophiala dermatitidis NIH/UT8656, 2307 nucleotides. RefSeq lists its product as uncharacterized. Gene Ontology annotation, biological process: ribosomal large subunit export from nucleus; ribosomal large subunit biogenesis. Bases 1 to 2307 code for a protein of 768 amino acids. The transcript has a single exon. The record is from RefSeq and is a predicted model, not a curated record. Gene Ontology annotation, cellular component: nucleolus. Lineage: Eukaryota; Fungi; Ascomycota; Eurotiomycetes; Chaetothyriales; Herpotrichiellaceae.